Molecule: messenger RNA, 897 nt
Organism: Schizophyllum commune H4-8
Lineage: Eukaryota; Fungi; Basidiomycota; Agaricomycetes; Agaricales; Schizophyllaceae
Exons: 5
Coding region: 1-897 (298 amino acids)
Source: RefSeq, a predicted model, not a curated record
AUGCCCAAGGCUUACUGUCCGAUAUGCACAUGCUACCUCAACAUCCUCGACAUGCGAUUGUUCGGCUGCGGCCAUGGCUGCUGCGCAAGAUGUAUCUCCCAGCUAGCGCGUCAAGCAUGCCCUGCAUGUCGUCGACCAUUCACUCGGGACGACCCGUACACGCUACAUGUCGAAGUUCUGGAGGACGCAGACGUUCCGGAGCCCAUCGAGACUGCGACGCGUCGACUUGAGCGCGUGCUGACGGGCACAAAUCUCGCCGUAGCGAAGGCUGCGCAGCAAAGCUUGCAAGCGCUUGCGGAGAAGCUGGGCGACGAGGGGAAGGUCGAUGCGGGUGUCCUCAACGCGGCUAUCUCCCUCCUCGACAAGCGCGUCGCCCCCCUUCUAAACCACAUCACCAACCAGCGCCACACCAUCCGCGAGCUCAUGGAAUCUGUCGACAGAGGACUUCCCCUCGAUCGCGACCUCAAGACGCGCCAACUCCAGCGACGGCUCGAGCGCGCUGAAGACGAACGCGAUCGUGCGCGACAAGCUCUACGCGCUGCCGGCGCCACUCUUGCUGCCGCUCGCGAGGACGCGUUCGCCCAUCCCGAGGUUCUCGCGGUCCGAGAGGAAAGGGACGAGCUUCAAGGGCGACUUUCGACCGUACGGCGGCAGCUUGACGUCGCGCUGGAGCAGGAGUUGGCGCGCAAGAAGCGCAACCCUUUCGCUCAGUCGGCUAUGCAACGAGAAAACCAAUCGCUCAAAUCCCGCGUCGCUGAGCUCGAGCAGAAGUUGGCCAACGCCGAGCGGCCAUCUUUGCGCCUCCGCGUCUGCGACAACUUCAACACCAAUGGAGAAGACACACGCACGCGGCAUGAACCCUUUCAUCCGCAAGCGCUCGGCCUCGACCUCCGCUAG